This is a messenger RNA of Tarenaya hassleriana, 2196 nucleotides long. RefSeq names its product microtubule-associated protein TORTIFOLIA1-like. Gene Ontology annotation, cellular component: microtubule. The coding region runs from base 89 to 1696 and encodes 535 amino acids. NCBI's taxonomy places the organism in Eukaryota, Viridiplantae, Streptophyta, Magnoliopsida, Brassicales, Cleomaceae. The record is from RefSeq and is a predicted model, not a curated record. The transcript is spliced from 5 exons. Gene Ontology annotation, molecular function: microtubule binding.
ACACAUCGCAACUCUCUGCCGCCGUAUUCGGUUAUCUGAUACUCAAUGCGAUAAAAUUUUAACUUUUCAGAAUCGGAAAUCGGAAAAAAUGUCGAUUCACGGGCGUUCUCCGGCGAGUCCUCCGCCGUCUCCGUCUCCGGUUACGCUGCCGUCGAAUCAGGUUCUCAAGCAGAAAGUAAUCGCUUGUCUCAACAAACUCGCCGACCGCGACACCUUGGCUCUUGCCUCCGCAGAGCUCGAGUCCAUCGCGAGAAAUCUCACUCAGGAUUCCUUCUCUUCGUUUCUCAACUGCCUCCACAGCACGGAUUCCUCGUGCAGACCUUCGGUGAGGAAGCAGUGCGUCUCUAUCUUGUCGCUUCUCUCCCGCUCCCAUGGCGACUCUCUCUCCCCUCACCUCUCCAAGAUGGUCUCCACCGUAAUCCGCCGUCUCCGAGAUCCGGAUUCCUCCGUUCGCGCCGCCUGCGUCGCGGCGGCCGCGGACAUUUCGGCUCACGUUACGCACCAGCCGUACGCCGCCGUCGCGAAGCCGCUCAUCGAUACGUUAGUCCAGGAGGGUGACUCCAACGCCCAGAUCGGGGCGGCGAUGUGCUUGGCGGCUGCCGUGGAGGCGGCGGAUGAUCCGGAUGCGGAGCAGCUGAGGAAGGCACUGCCGAGGAUGGGGAAAUUGCUGAAGAGCGAGGCUUUCAAGGCGAAGGCGGCGCUGUUGGCCAGUGUAGGGAGCGUAAUCGGCGCCGGCGGAGCGGGAACGAAGUCGGUUUUGGACUGGUUGGUUCCGUCGCUGAUGGAAUUUCUGAGCAGCGACGAGUGGGCAGCGAGGAAGUCGGCGGCGGAUGCAUUGGGGAGAGUUGCGAUGGUGGAGGAGGAUUUAGCACCACUGUAUAAGAAGAUCUGUGUGGCGACUCUGGAGAGCAGGAGAUUUGACAAGGUGAAAAUUGUCAGAGAAACUAUGAAUCGGGCGCUGGAGCUAUGGAAGGAAGUUCCAAGUGAUACUGACGGGUCCUCUUCAUCUCAAUCUCCAUCUCCAUCUCCAUCUCCAUCUCCAUCUCCAUCUAGAUCUUCCACUGAUGAUGGUAGCAUUGGAUGCAAUUCCUCGUUCUCAAGAAGUUCUUCAAUGGAUGCUGGGUUCAAGACCCCUCGACGAAAGAAAGCAACUCCCUUAAUGAAGAGGUCCCCAUCCUUGCCUUUGAGCAGAUCGUAUGUUGCAACGGGACAAAAGGAGAAUCUUUCAAGAACUAACCAAGGACAUAAAAAUUCAUUAGCGGUCUCCAGCAAGGGACCAAGAUCUCAUUCCUCGACCCAAUCUUUGGACUGGGGAACUGUAGAAUCAGAGGAGGAGAACUCGGGCCCGGACAUUAUUAAAAAUACUGUCUUCGAGAAAAACCGGGAUGAUAAGGUGCAUCGGAUUGGUGGUUUGAGGUCUGGCUACGGGGUUGUCCCAUGCAAUGAUAAUGGCAUUUCUGGUGCCGAUGAGACUAAGAAAGAUGGCGAGGACUUGUCUUUGAUACGUGAACAGCUUGCUCAGAUUGAGAACCAGCAAUCAGAUCUCUUAGCCCUCCUUCAGAAAUUCAUCGGGAGUUCGCAGAGUGGUAUCCAGUCUCUCGAAUCACGGGUAAGCAGCCUAGAGGUGGCGUUGGAUGAAAUGUCGUGCGACUUGGCAGUAUCAAGCGGGAGAGUCCACAAGAACACAUGUGCAUAACUCUUUCAAGUCCCAAGUUCUGUCCGAAGACAGAGGAUGAACACUGUCUUCUGCAACGGUGAUCAGAGAGGAAGGUUCUGGUUUUUUUUCAGAACAGGACAAGCCAAAAAGUCAAUUCCAGGACUCUAUAUACUCAAACUGAAUCCAAUAGCCAGAUUAUCUACAUGAUGGGUGAUCGUAUUUUGGUCAAGGAAGAGCGAAGUCUGGAUCGUGGCAUGUCUUUUCGUAAGGUUUCGUCCCAAAUCUAAUGGUUUAACGUCAUGUUUCUUCACAUCUGAAGCCACUUCUUCACAUCCAUCGAGCUACUUCUUCACAUCGACAAGGUGUAACGAACAUGAUUGAUUGGGCCGAGUAGCGGGAGAAUCAAAGACAAGUGGCAUGGAUGGGUCCUGUUUCUUAGAGAUUUAUGAAACAGGACCCAUCCCCGUGGCCCGUUCGCCCACUCAAACCCUUUCAUUUUUCUUUGUUUAAAAAAAUAUAUUCUAAAAGACUUUUAACUA